AUGUGUCAUGUUUUUCCUAAUGUGGUACAAGGAAACGAGGCAUAUGACCUAAGCAAACUUGUUAUUGCCCUGCUUUUGUCGUUCGUGACUCUGGGAGAAGCAAGGAAGUCAUUUCUCAGUGUUCUGAAUAUAUAAAAGACUGAAAUGCUAUUUUUCAUAAAGACUGAAGAAACUGUCAUUGUAAGAUCAAGUUAUGGAGAAGAUUGGCCAAACUCCAGCUAUCUCUUCUUGCAAUUAGAAGAUCUUAAACUCCUGCAAGUGGUGAAUGUGACAAAAACCUAAUGAAACCUUGCGACAGAUAAAGAUGGAAUGACAAAUUUGACUGUUUAGCUAUGGGAUUCUGAAGGUAGGCAAGACUCAAGAAAUAACUUUAAAGUGCAAAGAAAAGACUGUCUUUUCAAGGUAUCAAUGCAUAUUGAUUCAAAUGUCCAAUGCUUAUUCUACUGAUGUGCAUUUGGUUGCAGUAUUGAAUUGCAGUGAAAGAGACCUUUGCCAAUAAUUCUCGGGGGCUUACACAAUUUUUUUCUUAUGUCAUUUUAUGGAUUUCUUUUGACACAGCUUUUGGCAUCACAGGAGGCACAAAUAGGCUUUGGAUUUAUAAUGACCUGCACAUGCCCAGGAGGUGAGGUCUAUUUCUUUGUUCUGCUUCUAGAAGGAGAUAAUUUGGUCAUUUAGAUAACUUGCACUUUAGUGUUACUGGCCUUGAUACUGAUGUUUGCCAAUUUUUUUUUUUUUUAAGAUUUUUAUUUGACAGAGAAUACAAGCAGGGGGAAGUGGCAGAGGCAGAAAGAGGGGGAGAAGCAGGCUCCCCGCUGAGCAGGGAGCCCAACAUGGGGCUUAAUCCCAGACCCUGAGAUCAUGACUCAAGCCGAAGGCAAGUGCUUAACCGACUGAGCCACUCAGGUGCCCUGAUGUUUGCCAGUUCUUAUAUGUACAGUAGGAUGUUAGGGUUAUCAUUUCAUUUCAUAUUUCAUAUUCCUGUUUCUAAAAUUAUAUAUACCUUUUUAUACUUAUCAUUUGGAAUAGUCAAGUAUAAAAUACCUGAAAAAACAAACUUCUUGGAGAGAAUAAAUAGAACUCUGAGUUUUAAUGUCUGUAGGGAUUUAUUUGACUUUCAGAAUGUUUCUAAAAAUAGUUAACCUAGAGGUGCCUUUAUUGGAUGUCUUAGUUCCUGCUCUGGGUUUGUUGUUUGGGUACUCUUUUGCUAACAUUUCUGUGCUGCCUCUUCCUGUUUGUAAAGUUCCUACCAAAAAUGGGACGCUAGUUUCUUAGCCCUUGCCAUUAUUCAGCUCUUUUUCACAGUCCAAGACCAACUUAGCUUCUGUGGCUCCUUUUACAGUGGUCAUGUGUUUUGGAUGUGAAAUGUUACUGUUCCUUUCUGUUCUACAAGGCUAAGAAAAUAUGUAUCCUUAUCAUAGAAGAUAAAAGGAGAAAGAAAUCCCUAACAAUUAAAGGACUACUGAAUUCCUACUCUGAAUGAGGUACUGUGAGAGAUUCAAAGAAUAUCUAAAAUGAUGCCUGUUUUCAAUAUACUUAUGAUGUAAUUGAAAACCUGACACUAGGGGAGUGACAAACACCCCAUGAGUAGUACAGACAGUUAAAUGUGCAGACAUUCAGAGGAAGGAAACCACUUUUAAACUGUGUUGGUUUGGAACUUUUUUAUAGAGUUGAAUUUGAAUAUGACACUUUAUUAUGGUCUCAUAAACAGGAGAGAGCAAUAAAUAAUCCUUUAGUGACUGUGAUAUAUCCCAAGUAUUUAUGGAAGGGCUCUCCAUGUAAUAGGCAGUCAGUAAAUGCUCACACAGUGAAUGAAUAUGUAAAUUCCUACUUGGAUCUCUCAUUGGCUCGUCAGAAUCAAUGUCUUUUUUUUUUUUUUUUUGGUCUUAAAUGUAGCCUCUGCUCUCAUAACUGUACUUCCUCUUGUCUAGCACAUGUGUCACUAAAGACAUUACCAUUUAUCCUGAAACACAGGGUCUUCCCCCUUUGCUCCUUUCUUCCUUCAUUCUCUCCUUUAUAGUCCAGUUAUUUCCUACAGAAAAUUUCCUAUAAUAGCUUUUCAUCAAUCUCUCAUUUCCAGAAAGUAAUACCACUUUUUUCUGCCCUGUAUUAUUGCUUCCCUAAACCUUUAACUAGCUUUUGUCCCCUCUGUCCACUCUCCAAUCACUGUCAGAUUAAUCUUCCUAAAAUCUAACUUUGAUUAUGUAUCUUCCCUGCUACAAGCUUUUUUGCCUUUUUUUUUUUUUUUAAAGAUUUUAUUUAUUUUUUAGAGAGCGAGCAAGAGAGAAACAGCAUGAGAGGGGAGAGGGUCAGAGGGAGAAGCAGGCUCCCCGCUGAGCCGGGAGCCCGAUGUGGGACUCAAUCCCAGGAUCCCGGGAUCAUGACCUGAAGCGAAGGCAGACGCUUAACCAUCUGAGCCACCCAGGCGCCCUUUUUUGCCUUUUGAAUAAAGUCUGUAUUCCUUA
Messenger RNA from Mirounga angustirostris (Northern elephant seal), 2462 nucleotides. It is a transcript of the gene SLC10A5, whose product is annotated as solute carrier family 10 member 5. Gene Ontology annotation, molecular function: bile acid:sodium symporter activity. Gene Ontology annotation, biological process: bile acid and bile salt transport. Lineage: Eukaryota; Metazoa; Chordata; Mammalia; Carnivora; Phocidae. Gene Ontology annotation, cellular component: membrane. The record is from RefSeq and is a predicted model, not a curated record.